AUGGACGAAAACUACGACGUCAUAGUCUUAGGUACUGGAUUAACAGAAUGUGUAUUAUCAGGUAUACUUUCAGUUGAAGGUAAAAAAGUUUUACAUAUAGAUAGACAAGAUUUUUAUGGAGGAGAAUCGGCUUCAUUAAACUUAUCACAAUUAUAUGGAAAAUUUAAACCUUCUGCACAAAAACCUGAAUUAAAGGGAAGAGAUAGAGAUUGGUGUGUUGAUUUAAUUCCUAAAUUUUUAAUGGCAAAUGGAGAAUUAUCAAAUAUUUUAGUUCAUACAGAAGUAACUCGUUAUAUUGAAUUUAAACAAAUUGCAGCAAGUUAUGUUUAUAGAAAUGGUAGAAUUGCAAAAGUUCCAUCUAAUGCGAAGGAGGCUUUGGCAUCUUCUCUUAUGGGGAUAUUUGAAAAAAGAAGAAUGAAACGAUUUUUGGAGUAUAUUCAAAAUUAUGAUGAAGAUGUAGCAUCAACUCAUCAGGGAUUUGAUUUAGAUAAAAAUACAAUGAAUGAAAUAUAUAAUUAUUUUGGAUUAGAAAAUGGUACAAAAGAUUUUAUUGGUCAUGCAAUGGCUUUAUGGUCAACAGAUGAUUAUUUAAAUGAAGUUGCAAGACCAACUUAUGAAAGAAUUCUUUUAUAUGCACAAUCAGUUGCAAAAUAUGGAAAAUCUCCAUAUAUUUAUCCAUUAUAUGGAUUAGGUGAAUUACCACAAGGUUUUGCAAGAUUGUCAGCAAUCUAUGGUGGUACUUAUAUGUUAGAUACUCCAAUUGAUGAAGUAUUAUAUGAUAAUGAUAAAUUCGCUGGUGUUAAAACAAAAGAAGGUACAGCAAAAGCUCCAAUUGUUGUUGCUGAUCCAACAUAUUUUCCAGAGCUUGUUAAAAAAACAGGUUCAAAAGUAAUUAGAGCAAUAUGUAUAUUAGAUCAUCCAGUACCAGGAGUUGAUUUAGACUCAUUACAAAUUAUAAUACCACAAAAUCAAGUUGGUAGAAAACAUGAUAUUUAUAUUGCUGUUUUAAGUGAUGUUCAUUGUGUUGUACCAAAGGGACACUUUUUAGCCAUUGUUUCAACAAUAAUUGAAACUGAAACUCCUCAUGUUGAAUUAGAACCUGCUUUCAAAUUAUUAGGACCAAGAAUUGAUACUCUUAUGGGAAUUGCUGAAUUAUACGAACCAACUGAUGAUGGAACUAAAAAUGGUAUAUAUCUUUCCAAGAGUUAUGAUGCUUCUUCACAUUUUGAAUCAACUACGGAUGAUGUUAAAGAUAUAUAUUUCCGUAUAACUGGUAAAAAUUUACAAGUUAAAAAAAGAGAGGAAGGUGUUGUAGCAGAAGAAUAG
This is a messenger RNA of Lodderomyces jiufengensis, 1326 nucleotides long. It is a transcript of the gene GDI1, whose product is annotated as Gdi1p. The transcript has a single exon. The coding region runs from base 1 to 1326 and encodes 441 amino acids. The record is from RefSeq and is a predicted model, not a curated record. Gene Ontology annotation, biological process: protein transport; small GTPase-mediated signal transduction; vesicle-mediated transport. Lineage: Eukaryota; Fungi; Ascomycota; Pichiomycetes; Serinales; Debaryomycetaceae. Gene Ontology annotation, cellular component: cytoplasm. Gene Ontology annotation, molecular function: Rab GDP-dissociation inhibitor activity.